This is a messenger RNA of Lolium perenne, 1596 nucleotides long. Lineage: Eukaryota; Viridiplantae; Streptophyta; Magnoliopsida; Poales; Poaceae. The record is from RefSeq and is a predicted model, not a curated record.
AUGCACUACGAAGGAGAUACAGAUGUAGAAGAGAUUUAUGAGGAGGAAGAAGAAGAGAGUGAUGGUGAUGAGUUGAGGGCCAGUGGGAAGACUUUUGUGCCAUCUAGUGAUGAGGACAACAACCCAGGUGAUGUAGGAGACAGUGAUGAUGAUGGAUUUACCAAGAAACACAAGAUUCCAUGUGGAAGGAAGAGAAAGCUUAAGAAGUUGAAGAAGAGGUUUGGUGUUGAAGUGCCUAGGAGCAAAGCCUAUAGGGCAAGGAAGAAGGCUUUUGAUGUUGUGAUGGGAGAUCAGAAGGCACAGUAUACUAGGCUCAAGGACUACUUACAGGGAUUCUUGAAUGGUUGCAGGCCUUUCAUACGUGUUGAUGGUUGCUUCAUCAAGUUGACUACUGGACAACAGAUUUUAGCCGCAACUGGUAGAGAUGGAAACAACAACAUAUUCCCGAUUGCAUUUGGUGUUGUCGACAAAGAAGAUACUACUAGCUGGCUAUGGUUCUUAACCCAGCUUAGGUACUGCAUUGGAGAGUCAGGCCAAUUUGGAUUUAGAGGGCCAGAGCUGAAAAAAUAUAUGGAUGCAGCAAGUUACUCAUAUACCAAAAAUGGCUUUGAUCUUGCAAUGGCUGCAAUGAAAGAUGACUGUGAAGAGGCAUACAAUUGGCUGGCGCAAAUCCCUCCUAAAACUUGGGCAAGACAUUUAUUUGACACUAACUGCAAGAAUGACCUUGUGGUCAACAACAUCAGUGAAGUCUUUAACAAAAUGAUUUUAAAUGUGAGGAGCAAGCCAAUUAGAACAAUGCUUGAAGGAAUCAGAAACAAACUAAUGGUGAAGUACAAUCGAACAAGGGACAAAGCAGCAAAAGCUAGAUGGGAGAUCACUCCUUUCUAUUCUGAGAAGCUAGCUGAGGCAAAGAGGUGGUCCAGAGAUUGUACUGCUAAGGUGACAGAGGAUGGUCUUUGGCAGGUGACAAGUGUUAGUGGAAGAAUUGUGGCCGUGGAUCUUAAGAAACACUCUUGUUCUUGCAGAAAGUGGGAUCUCACUGGUAUCCCCUGCAACCAUGCAGUGGCUGCAAUCAUGAAGUUGUCACAACAUGCCGAAGAUUAUGUGCACGACUUCUUCAAAAAGCCAAUGUACGAGAAGGCUUUCUCGUAUACAGUUUACCCUGUUCCUGGACCUGAGGACUGGAAUACAACAGACACGCAAGAUAUCGACCCACCUGUGUUUAGGGAUAGGCCGGGGAGGAAACAAACUGUGAGAAGGAAAAGCAAGUUUGAGCCUCCAGCACCUAGAGACACAUCAAGGAUGACAUCAAUCACUUGCAGCAACUGUAAUCGUGUAGGCCACAGGUGGUUGCUCCUCCACUUCUGCCACUACAAGUACAGCAAGGCAACCAGAAGUAGCACCAGUAGCACCAAGGCAAGCAGCAAGACCACCACCAGGUCCAAGUCAAGCAGCUGGAGUAGCACCAGGUCCAAGGCAAGCAGCUGUACCACCUCCAGCAACAAGGCAAUCAGCUGGAGCAGCACUAGAUCCAAGGCAAGCAGCUGCAUCUCCAGCAACAAGGCUACCAGCAUUCAGUGCACCAAGGGCUUCUAG